CGAAGACAAUAUUUGUGUUAUUGCUUGUUGAACAUAUAGAUUUUUAGAAGAAAAGUGAUUUUUUUUUCUUUGAUUAUUCAAUGGUCAUUGAUGUGAGAUAUGCAAAAUGAUACGUUGUUUUAUUUUACUGCUCUACGCCUGUACCAUUUUCGGUAUAGGAUACGACGCAGGCGGAAGCGACCGGGCGACCUGCGGACGCCCUUACAGAGCAGGACGUCGUUAUCAACCCCCCUGCGACCUGAACCGUUACGGUUACUGUAGCCAAGCAGGACAAUUGUAUCCUUGGCGAGCUGUAAGACGAUUUGUUAAAGACAACCAAGGACUGAUGAAGAGGAUGUACGGAGACCAGCGACAUGGUCACGUGCUGAAAUCUGAACUAGAAGAUCCCGAAGAGUUUGAUGAAGAGGAUGAUGGGAAUAAUAAUUGGAAACCUACACAAGUGAGGUUUGCCAGGUACCAACACCAAAAUGACGACAUAGAUAAUGAACUGGAUGAUUUCGAUGAUAUUGACGAUGAAGGGCCGCGGUAUUUUAGAGGUAGCCUAACAAACGAUGAUGUUUUAAACACAAAAUUCGUUAUAUCCGAACAGGAAGCUGCUAUUGCUAUCAAAUUGGCUGAACUUAAGGCUUCAGCACAUUUUAGACGGCCUGCUAGUCAUAGAUCCCAAUACACCACUCAGAAAUAUCAUUCGACACCAACAACAACGACAACCACAGAAAAAAGUAAAACAACCACAGAAACCAACGAAAUAAAUAACGAAGAAGCAGCUACCCAGAAAUCUACCACUAAGGCUGCCACUGAAGCUUCUUCAUUGGAAAUGACUGAAGAAGCAGCUGUAAUUGCUGUUUCAACAACUACAACUGAAGACACUUCUACUACUGAAACAACUACAACAACAGAUAGGACAACCGAAUGGUUAUCCAAAAAAAUCACUACAACAACGCCAAUAAUAACAACGGACAAUUCAACAGAUGAUAGUGUAAAAUUAAAUAGUGAAGACAUGGAUCAGACAGUCGAAUCCAGUGAAAACAGUGAAGUUUACAGUGAGCAAUUGAAACAACUUGAGAAUACUCCUGCAAUGUUGUUCCAAGAUAUGGACUCUAAUAAUGGUAACAAGAAAAAAGAACCAAUUAAUUUCAAUAAAAUGAAAGGAGUGAACGCUUGUCCAGUCAAAGAAGAAGUUGUGGCUCCGUUCUGGGCGAAUAACACCAGGGGUGAAGUGCUGGCCCUUCUCAAUAUGUACCCUUUCGAACAGUACGUUCACUGGGAAAAAUGUACGUUUGAAAACAGGCAAAUGUAUUGUAGAGAGGGCUGUAGAUGUGAGCAACAAUACAGACUACACCGAUUGUUGGCUUAUGAUCCGAAUAACGAGUGCAGAGGCAUUUUUUCCGAUUGGUUCCGAUUUCCUUCAUGUUGCGUCUGCAAAUGUUACGAUAUUCCUCCAGAAUUCCGAGUCACCUCGCGCAGUCCCAGAUUCGAAAAAUCAAAUUUGGGUGAAGAAGAAGAAUAUAAUAAUAGUUCUUAAACGAUUAAGUACAAUAUAAAUUAUUAUUUAUUUAUAUAUAUUUAGUCUUGUUUAUAUUUAUUUACUUAUUUAUAUUUAAUUUAUUUUGUUAUUUAAUUUGUUUUUUUUUUUUAGAAAGGCUCGUGUUUUACUUAGCGGCAAAAAUUAGAAGUCAGUCAGAUUCAAUUUUUUUGGAAA
Messenger RNA from Ceutorhynchus assimilis (cabbage seed weevil), 1702 nucleotides. The record is from the annotation of a GenBank genome assembly. Lineage: Eukaryota; Metazoa; Arthropoda; Insecta; Coleoptera; Curculionidae.